ACUCAUUAUUUACUCUGUCUGGUGCAUAGCCUGACCCACACAAAAACACACACACACACAUUUUAUAUAAGGAGCAUUGAAAUAGUCGUAAGAGCAGAUGAAACAAGCAAGCCAAUGAAGGCAACAAAACAUGAAUGACAGCAAGACUUCAGUUUUAGAAAGAUGAGCACCUGGUUCCUCCUUCCUCUGUGUGUGCUGACCUGUUGUUGCAGCCGUAGCAAUGGCGCCCUCUCUUGCCCAGACAUGUGCACCUGCCAUUUCUCUUCCAGCGACACCAAGGUGGUCUGCAGUGACGACUCCCUCUCCCAGUUCCCCUCCGAUGGUCUCCCAGGCAACACCACCACCUUGUCCAUCCAAUCCACCAACCUCAGCACGAUUACUGCCAACCACUUACAGGCCACGCCCAUUCUGAAAGAGCUCCAACUAUAUUACAACAACCUGAGCACACUUCCUUCAGAUCUCCUCAGAGCUGUCCCUCACCUGCACACGUUGGAUCUCACAGGGAACCACCUGCACUUCCUGCCACCAUAUGUCUUCAGCCACGCUCCGCUGCGUAACCUGGUGCUGAAGAUCAACCUGAUCAGCGGUGUGGAUGCUGAUUGGCUCCCUGACAACAGUAACCUCACCUGGCUGGACCUAUCAGGGAACCACUUGACGGCCGUACCCACAGCCCUGUUCCAGAAACUACGCCACCUGAAGAACCUUGACCUCUCCCAUAACCGCCUGGAGAAGCUCCUGGCGGGAGCACUGAAUCCUCUGAGCAGCCUAGAGAGGCUCAACCUGGAGGGGAACCAACUCAGCGCCCUGGACCCUUCCGCCUUCAGGAACACCCCAAACCUGACGCACCUCUUCCUCCAGGAGAACCAACUGGAGAGGCUUCCCCCGACUCUCCUCCAGGGGCUCCAUCGCCUCGAGUUCCUGUUUCUCAACUUCAACCGGCUUGGUCACAUCUCCAACACCCUGCUGGAGCAGCUCUCCUCCCCAUGGACAAGCAACCAUCUUUGGGUGGCUUUCAGCCAGAACCCCUGGGUGUGUGAUAAGAAGGUGGAGGACCUGUGGAAGUGGCUGCAGAAGAACCAGAAGAAAGCUUUCCUGGCCGAUGACAUCAGGUGUGCCAGCCCUGAGUCUCUGAAGGAACGAUCAGUUAUGUCACUAACUGACAGUGAGCUGGGACUCUGAUUAUAUUUUUCACUUAAACAAUAAGAAGGAGGGGGAGGUGUCUCAGUAUGACCCCGGGGAGAGUGUUCUUUCUGGAGGAGGUGAAAUGUGCCAGCCCUGGUUGUUAAGGACCAGCGGUUGUGUCUCUGACAGAGAAAGAGCUAGGCCUCAAAACGGACAAAUAAAACAGGCCCACUCUUCAGGUAACAACUGCAAAUGAUUCUGUGUUUUGAUUGGCUAAAAGGUCUUUCUCUGUCUGUAUGUAUGUAUAUAUAUAUAUAUAUAUAUAUAUAUAUAUACACACUCACUUACAUACUCACACACACAUUUGAGACAAACACCUCUUGCAUUUCAAUAAAGGCUUCUGUAUAUUUUUUGGAUACCCUUAUAAGAUCCACUGGCACUAGGUGGCAUCAUAUUCAAUGUUUUUGCACGAUAAACUCCCUAGUAGACUAUUGAGUGACCUGUCCUGAACAGUUGUUCUAAUGUAUAAUACAUGGUUGAAAACAACUAUACAUGAAUAGAAAAUGGACACCUUUGUGACAGGAUGUCUUUGUGACAGCUACUUUUCUACAGGUCAAUCAGCCUGGUGGAUCUAGUGAUCUGGUGGUGGUAAUACUUUGUGGUUUCCCCUCUGCAUUGUCUCACUUGUAUAUGCACUUCAUUCUUCUUCUCCUGUUUUUUAAUGGUAUUGAAAUCAAUGGAGAGAGAGAGAGAGCGAGAAAGAGAGAGAGAGAGAGCGAGAGAGAGAGAUGAAGAGAGAGAUGGAGGUAGGGAGCGAGAGAGAGAGGUAAGGGAGUGAAAGAGAGAGAGAGAGAGAGAGAAUCAGUGAGUUUGUCCUCUGCGGAUGUGGCACAGGCCUCUCUGUCCUCAGGAGGCCUUGAUCACAGUAAGUGAGAGACCCAAUAAUUUAUGACUCUUGUAAAGCAGCACCCACGUCUCCAGAGGUGGUUACUAAUGAAAAUUAAACCCUGAUCAUAAAUAUUUGCUGAAGAGCGGAAGAAAACAUGGCUUCCUGAAACGUCAGCGGACGUCGGAGCGGUUUCCCCCGGCAUCGUACAAUAGAGUUGGAUAGAGGGCGCCAAAGCCCGUUUUACCAUGGACAGCGCAAUUGAGGGCUUUAACCAUUUUGAAGUAGCCAACUGGGUGGGACUUGCUAUGGGUUAAAGAAGGAUUAAAUAAUUCCAUCCAAGUCAGCAGGAGGUGUCAGCCAAUGAAUUACACUCCCGAGUAAACAUUUCAUAAUUAAAUCACCAACUUUGACGUGUUCUGACUUCACACACUCCGGCACAUUAGGUGGUGGUACGCACCUAUGUACUGCCAAGACAAUCAUAGGAGAGGAAAUUGACCACUUUAAAAGAGAAAAAGCCCUCAAUAGCUGGUGGCAUAAGACAAAGAUUGCAAAGAUAAGAGAUCUCUAGUGCAUCUUUAUGCGUCCUACGCUCGUUCUGCCCACGAACAGGUGACCUUUCUCUCUGAUCAGGAUGGACGAGACGGAGUGUGUGCUCUGGCAUCGGGCCGCACUGUAAUGACUGACUGACAGUGAUAAAAAAAAAGGUUAUUGGCGGGGCUUUUAAAAGGUUAUUAACAGGGAGUUUAAAAGGUUAUUAACAGGGCUUUUAAACGGAUAUUAAAAGGUUUUUUACAAGGUUAUUGACAGGGCUUUUAAAAGGUUAUUAACAGGGCUUUUAAAAGGUUAUUAACAGGGCUUUUAAACAGUUAUUGACAGGGCUUUUAAAAGGUUAUUGACAGGGUUUUUAAAAUGUUAUUGGCAGUGCUUUACAAUGUUAUUAACAGGGCCUUUAAAAUAUUAUUGGCAGGUCUUUUAAACGGUUAUUAACAGGGCUUUUAAUAGGUUAUUGGCAUGGCUUUUACAAUGUUAUUGGUAGGUCUUUUAAAAUGUUAUUGGCAGGGCUUUUCAUUCACGCCAAACAAACAUGGUUCAUUACAAGAUGAAGAGUUAAAAUGUAAUUCAUCUUCCAAAUGAGGGUGAUGUGAUAUGAGUAUGACUAGUAAGUGCUCAAUAACUCUGCCUUGUAAAAUAAAUACUAAUAACAACUUCAUAUUCUACAUUUGAAAAACUGAAAUGUAUUUUUGCCAACCUAAAUAUUUCAGUCAAAAUCAUUUGGGUAGAGAAUGGCAUCUCAAUAAAAUGCUGUGAACGCUA
Molecule: messenger RNA, 3325 nt
Organism: Oncorhynchus kisutch (coho salmon)
Lineage: Eukaryota; Metazoa; Chordata; Actinopteri; Salmoniformes; Salmonidae
Product: leucine-rich alpha-2-glycoprotein-like
Exons: 2
Coding region: 163-1179 (338 amino acids)
Molecular function (GO): protein binding
Source: RefSeq, a predicted model, not a curated record